Messenger RNA from Ectocarpus sp. CCAP 1310/34, 4566 nucleotides. The record is from the annotation of a GenBank genome assembly. NCBI's taxonomy places the organism in Eukaryota, Phaeophyceae, Ectocarpales, Ectocarpaceae.
AUGUCCAUGGCGUACCCCGAGUUCGCCGCUUUCAUGGCCGACGUCGACCACGCCUUCACCACGUGGGACAAGGAGUACAAAGCCUUCGUGGCCUUCUUCGCGGAGCACUGCAAGCGCCGCAGCACCGCUAGGUCGGGCGUUCUCGGGAGCAGUUCCGGGGCCUCCCUCCUAGAGGCGCUGCGCUGGGAGCACCCCCCGCUCAGGCAGAGACUGGGGGAGGUGUCUGGGUUCCGGAAGCAGCACGAGAACCUGCGCGGCGUUCUGCAGACCGUUCUCAGCGACGACGAUCGUUCGGCCGUGUCGGAGGUGGACGAAGCCUACGCCCGGUUGCCGGGCUCAGACGUGCUCGACCUUGGGGCGGAAGGUGCCAGGAGAUGGGCGGAGGCGAGGGAGGCCUACGACAGGAGGGUGGACGGGCUGGAAGCCAGGGUGUCGGCUCUGCUGGAGGGAAGGCUUAGGGCAGCCCGAACGGCGGAGGAGAUGUUCCGCGUUUUCGCUAAAUUUAACCCGCUCUUCGUGCGGCCAAGGAUUCGGGCGUCCAUCGCCCAGUUCCAGCAGGAACUGAUUGGGCACGUGAGGGAAGCCGUGUCAGCGAUUCAGGACAAGUUCAGGCAUCGAUACGAGGUUUCAGAGGCGAAGGCGUUGGCGACCCUGAGGGACAUCCCCCCCGUAGCCGGGAAGAUCCUGUGGGCGAGGCAGAUGGAGAGGCAGCUGCGGCUGUUGAGCACGCGGCUGUCGGACGUCCUCGGGGAGGGGUGGGAGAACCACGUAGACGGGCGUCCUCUCAAGGCCGUCUGCGACGAGCUGCUCAGGAACCUCGACACUCAGAGGGUGUACCGCCAGUGGAUUGACGAGUGGUCGUCUCACAGCGAAGAUGUCGUGCACGAUCGCCUUCUACUCAAGGUGGUGCAAGACCGGAAGGGGCACCCAACCCUCGCCAUCAACUUCGACGACAAGACUACUCAGCUCUUCAAGGAGGUGCGCCACCUCCAGUUCCUCGGGCUUUUGGUGACGGAGGGGGACAGCGCAGGUGGUGGCGUUUCUAGGAUCCAGAGGAUGGCCGCCAAAGCGCAGGAGCGUUACCCUACCGCCGUCGCCUUAGGAGGCAUCCUCCGGACGUACUCCAAGACCAGGCAAGACGCGAAGGGGGGCGAGAGAAAGACCGAUGCCGAUCUUGUUUUUGCGUUAAACGUUCCAGUGUCUGCCCCGAGGCAAGUCCUGACGCCCACGAUCAAAUCCAAAGCGGGGUGGAUGCCCUUGAACCGGCAACCAUAUCGGUACCUGUCAAACUCUACUGGUAUUCCUCAAAACCUAUCCAUGUGGGGAUGCACCUUUCUGCUGAACGCGUCGCCCUCGUGCCACAGGGCGAGCUUAACCCCGGAAACGGAGCGGCUUCUGGUGGCCCCCCUCAAGGUGGUGAUGGAACACAUCUCGGAGGCUUUCAGUCAGCCCCGCAAGGCCAGGUCCGGCACCGGGCGUGCGAGCACGGAACGCAUGGAGUGGGGCAAGAAGAGCCUCGGGGGCUGGGUGGCAUCCCUCGCCGAGAAGGUGUUCACUCUCCAGGAGAAGGCUCAAGAUGUGUCGACGCUGGUGGUCACCGCCGCCGAGAGACUGACCGCUCUCGACAAGUGCCCCUUCGAGGCCAACAGCAUGGGGAGCGCGCUGGCAUCGCUACAGGCGAGAGACGUGGCGGGCGUGCCCGACGACGGGGAGGUGGUCGAUGACAUGUCUCUCGCCGGCUGCAGCAACCUCAACUCGUGGGUAAGGGGCCUGGACGAGAAGGUGGAAAGCGUGCUGGCGAAAAGGCUUGAGAAGGCGGUGAAUUUAUGGGUGCAAGCGUUCGCCUUCGACGCCUCCAGCGAGGACGAGGAUGGCGUUGAUGGUGAUCGAGACGGCUUUCUUUCGGAGGGGGACGGGGAUGCUUCUGAGCACGCGGCGGCUCUGCAGAUGGAGUGCACGGUCCACGAGGUUCUCCUCAAGAAUCAAGUGCUCUACCUCUCGCCCCCGCUGGAGCAUGCCCGCGCAGCCUGGAUCCACCAGUUCCACGCCUACCUUCACACCGUGGCGGGCCUCCCGAGGCUACGCAGCAAGAGCUUUGCGGUGCUCGGGGCGGGAGAGGGAAGCUCCGAUUACCAGAGGGUGGUGAAGGCGCUACCGCGAGACACCCUCAAGAGGGCAUACCAAGAGAUUGAAACCCGUCUUGCCGAGGUGAGCGACUACGUGUCGGCGUGGCUGCAGUACCAGAGCCUCUGGGACAUGCCGGUGUCGGCUGUGAGGACACGCCUUGGCAACGACGUGAGCCUGUGGUGCCAGAUGCUGACCGAGGCGAAGGCCGCGAGGGCGGUGGUGGAGAGCUCCAGCCGGGAGAAGGCCUUCGGUCCGGUCAUCGUGGACUACUCCAGCGUGCAGGCCAAGGUGAACCUGAAGUACGAUGCGUGGCAGAAGGAGCUUCAGGGGAGCUUUGCAACCAUCCUGGCGGAGGAAACCCGGCAGGCCCAGCAUGUGCUGUCCGAGGCGAAGACGCGUCUGGAAGGCUCUAUGCUCGAGGGCAGCACCGAUGACGUAGUCAAGGGGGUGACCUAUAUCCAGGAGAUGAGGCAGCGGCAGAAGGCUCUCGGCAAGCAGACCGAGGCGCUGUGCCUGGGUGAGAGGCUGCUGGCGCGACAGAGGUACCCCUUCGGCGAGGGAUGGCCGCAGACCUCCAUGGUCGAGGCGGCCUACGCCGACUUCGAGACCAUCCUCGGGCGCAGAGGCCGGGCGAUGGAAGAGCGCAUUCCCCUGCUACGCGGGAAGGUGGGGUCCGAGGCGAAGGGCAUGGAGGAAAGGCUUAACGUCCUGUCCCAGGAGUGGGAGGCUGGGCGGCCACUGUCCAAGGACCACACGCCUUCCGAGGCGCUGGAGACCCUCGGCCGUUUCGAGACCAUGACCGCCAAGCUAGAGUCCGAAAGCAAGCUCCUGUCGGCGGCCAGAGAUGCCCUGUCCCUCGAACCCAUAGAGCGGGACGUGCUAGGACCCAUGCAGGCCGAGAUCACUGACCUUCGGGAGGUGUGGGACGCCAUGUCGAAGGUGUGGGAGAGCAUCUCUGAGCUGGAGGAGACCCCGUGGUCUACCGCCGUCCCCAGGAAGAUCCGCAAGUCGCUCGACGCCGUUCAGGAAGGGAUGCGCAACCUGCCAAAUAGGGUUCGCCAGUACGAGCCGUUCGAGCACGCACAGAUGACCUUGCGGGCGAGGUCCGAGUCUCUGCCGCUGCUGACCGAACUUCGGUCUGAAGCUCUCAAGGACCGCCACUGGAGGCCUCUGCUUCGGCGUCUCGGCAUCAGGGUGGGCUUCCAGGAGCUCAACCUCGGUCUCCUGUGGGGCUCCGCGCUGAUGGGACAUAAGAAAGGCAUCGGGGAGACGGUGCUGGCCGCGCAGGGCGAGAUGGCUCUCGAGGAGUUCCUACGACAGGUACGGGAAGACUGGCAAGGGCGGGAGCUUGAGCUGGUGUCCUAUCAGGGACGCAUCCAGCUGGUGAAGGGCUGGGACGCCGUCUUCUCCCGGCUGGAGGAGCACCUCAACGGACUGCAGUCGAUGCGGGCAUCACCGCACUUCCACGCUGUUCAGGAGUUCCAAGAAGAGGCAGCUUUGUGGGAAGAGCGCUUGACCAAGCUGAACGCUGUGCUGGACGCGUGGGUGGACGUGCAGAGGAGGUGGCUCUACCUUGAAGGCAUUUUCUUUGCCUCAAGGGACAUCAAGCAGCAGCUUCCGUCAGAGUUCGCGAGGUUCAAGUCCGUGGACGCUGAGUUCGUGCAGCUCAUGAGAAGGGUGGCGCACAAGCCCAACAUCAUGGAGGUGCUAUCGAUGGAGAAUCUCCUGCGGCAGCUCGAGAGGCAAGAGGGUCUCAUGUCUCACAUCCAGAAGGCUCUAGGAGAGUACUUGGAGGGACAGAGACAGGCGUUCAGCCGUUUCUACUUCGUCGGUGACGAGGACCUGCUGGAGAUCGUGGGUAACGCCAACGAGCCUGCAAAAGUCGCCCAGCACCUGGGCAAGAUGUUCGCUUCCGUGGGAGCACUCAACAUGCCAACAGGCGGCGACGACGGAAAGGCGGGAAGCGCGCUGUCCAUGAUUUCAAAGGAUGGCGAGGAGGUCGCGUUCAAGACGCCCGUAAACGUGGCCGACAACGGGGUAAAGGAGUGGCUCAAGGCCCUCGAAACCGAGAUGAGGAGCACCCUGGCCUUGCUCCUGAGGCAGGCGGUGGCGGCCACGGGAGACCUGUCUACGUCCAGGGAGGAUGCUAACACCUUCGUGGGGCUGUGCAACCAGUUCCCGGCGCAGAUCGUGGCCCUCGCGGCCCAAGUGUCCUGGUCGGGCGCCGUCCUGACGGCCCUCAAAGCCGCACAGGCAGGUUCGCCCGGAGGGCUCACGGCCUGCCUGGAGGGCCUUGCGUGGCGGCUCUUGGCCAUGUCGGAAAGCGUUCUGGGAGAGAGCCCGCCUGCUCUUCGGAAGAAGUACGAGCAGCUCAUCACGGAGUUGGUGCGGCAGAGGGACGCCACGAGGAGGCUCAAGGUAAACGACCACAUUCGUUGA